CACCCACCUACCGCCAUGGCAGACCAAGCAAACUCAGCGACACCUCCGAGUCGCGCUAACGCGCCUAUGUAUGCAGACUCGGACGCAAAAGCCACAGAGCUCAAGACGCUCGUCGAAAAUGGGUACAACACCAUCGCAGAGAAAUACAACACAUGGUCCUCCCCGCGCCCAACCACAACGCGCAUGGCCUACAUCGACAAGCUCCUCGGCCUCCUCCUCCCGUCCGACCAACCGUCCCCUUCCUCCAAACCCAAGCUCCUCGAGCUCGGGUGCGGCGCGGGCAUUCCCUGCGCCAAAAAGUUCGUCGACGCCGGGCUGGACUACACCGGCGCGGACAUCUCCGACGGGCUGCUCGACCUCGCGCGCAAACAAGUGCCAGGCGCGACAUUCGUCCACUCGGACAUGAUGGCGCUCGACUUCGCGCCGGGUUCGCUCGAUGCCGUCGUCGCGUUCUACUCGCUCUUCCACCUCCCGGCGGAGGAGCAGGGUCUGAUGAUCACCAAGAUCCACGGGUGGCUCAAGGCCGGCGGAUACCUGUUGUUCAACACGGGUGGACGGGCGGAGACGAGGCAGGUGGAUAACUGGAUGGGCGCGCCCAUGUUUUCGACGCAUUUGGGUUAUGAGGGGAAUCGAAAGAUGAUGCAGGAAAGCGGAAAAGGGUUUAAGAUUAUCGAUGACGAAGAGGCGUUAGAGCAGGUAGCGAGGUUGGAGACCUUCCCCAAAGAACCCUUUCAUUGGAUCUUUGCUCAGAAAGAGUAACACGAGUUAGAUUAAUGGACUAUCAAUAUAUACCACAUGUAAGACCAGAAUUGACGAUGUAUAAUGUACAAUGAAUGGUUCCGGUAGAAAGGGCGAGAAAUAAUGAAAUAGAAACACCUACGAGGAUAGACCAGCUCUAAGCGACGUAUAGAAAGAACAAAGAAAUGAAGCCUCGCGAGAAAAUAGUAUACACAAAGGAGAUGCAAUUCUUGUCUCCUGUGAUCUUCGCAAUCAAACAAGAUAAAGGCGCCGGUUAAAGGUCUCUCAGGAGCGCGUCUUCGAUUUAAUCAGAUUUGCGACUAGGCAUGGACAUGGCUGGGUGAGGCGCAAGUUGCGAGGUGAUCGGGUAAGACACAGCGUCGAUCAUAUCUUGACUUCUGCGACGAGGCAGGCGCUCUUUCGUAUCGUUGGGGAAAGGAAAUGCGUCUUGGCUUGCUCCCCGCUCCCUGCCGUUGACCUCGAGAUACGGUGAGAUAAAGGAUCGCGGCAGGGUACGCGAGCAAUCUUUAUUCAUCCAACGGCCUGGAGAUACGGAUCUCCUAUCUAUCGAGGGUGCACGACCCAGAUGGCGAUCCGUGAGAGUCAUCGUCGAGCCUACACUGGGGAAAGCAAGAUCGGCAAGCUCGUGACCACGUUCGCGCUCUUCGCUGAAGCUGGUGCGCUGGCUGGAAUUCGACGACAAGGAGUCGAGUGAGAGACGCGGGGGAAGGGCCGAUAGAAUCGCGUCUCCAGCUGCGAGGAUGGAUGAGAGCGGCGUCCCGGAUGUAGACGUGUUAUUAUUAGGGUGAUGCGAUGAGCCAAAGAUAGAUCCGUUCUGUGGUUGCGUGAGGUCGUGAGAGGAAGCGUUCUGGGAGGCGGUAGUAGAGGAGGUCAGCUUGGGUAUCGGUGUGCUGUCCUUGGGAAUGUAGAGGCGAGUGCGUAAGUGGAUGGGAUCGGAUGGCCAGAGGUGGUUGGCGCGUCGCAAUGCGGCGAUUGGGACGUUGUAGCGCAGUGCUACGCCAGCUAGGGAGUCACUUGGGACCGUAUGCACAAGUAAACCAUCGCUGGUCUCGGACUCGUUUGCCUCGUUCUCCACGACAUCAUCCGUGCCUAGUUCCGACGAAUCCGAACUGGCCUCAUAUCCAUUAACAUAAGACCACGAGAAGCUAAGCUUCGUAGCUUCUUCAUGGUCCUUGGCCGGAGUUGUGGGCCGAUUGGACUGCAGGGGGGAUACAGCGAGCGGGUGCGGCUUGGGUGGUGGAACAUGGACGGUGAGGCCCUGCUCUGGCUUGUCGUAGACGAUGCCGGGAAAGUCUGAGUCCUCUCCACGUUCUAUGGGAGAGGAGAAGUGUCCGCCGUCGAGGUCGGCGAAAGGGUUGGCGGUCUCGAGGUCAUC
Messenger RNA from Coniophora puteana RWD-64-598 SS2, 2134 nucleotides. RefSeq names its product S-adenosyl-L-methionine-dependent methyltransferase. NCBI's taxonomy places the organism in Eukaryota, Fungi, Basidiomycota, Agaricomycetes, Boletales, Coniophoraceae. The transcript is spliced from 2 exons. The coding region runs from base 16 to 759 and encodes 247 amino acids. The record is from RefSeq and is a predicted model, not a curated record. Gene Ontology annotation, molecular function: S-adenosylmethionine-dependent methyltransferase activity.